UUUGCUUUGCAGUUUCUUUGAAAAUUUUUCUGAUAGGAAGAAGUGGGGAUAAAAAGACAAAGCUGACUCAGCUCAUCAGUGGGAUGGAAAAAGGUUACCAACCAAAGGGAUUACGCUCCACCAUCUUCACAGGAAAAUGGAAAGCAGGAAAAGUAACAGUAGUGAAAAUUCCUGACAUGUUCAGUAUGGCCACAGAGGCUGUCGUAGAAGAAAUUCAAUGUUUUCAAAGUGUCCUUCCUCCUGGACCAAAUGUUCUGCUUCUGUUAAUAAAACCCUCAGAAUUCAACGAGAAGGACAGAAAAACAUUGAAGUUCCUCCUGAGUUUAUUUGGUCAAGAUGCCUUAAAAUAUUCAAUAAUUGUCAUGACACAUUUGACCGAAAUUACUGUUUCUGUCAAUGACCUCCUUAAAGACUGUGAGGGACGGCACUACAACAUGACUGAAGGGGCUGUGGGACCACUGAUGGAAAGCAUUGAGGAUCUCAUGAAAAAGAACCCGGGAAAAUUCCUCAACCUGACUGGAGAAACAGAAUUAAAAUACAACAAACCUCCCCUAAACCUGGUUCUGUGUGGGGGGAGAAGAGAAGAGAAGACCUCAGUAGCCAAGGCCAUUCUAGGUCAGACAGAUCUUCCUUCAGCCUCCAACUCCUCACAGUGUGUUAGAAACCAGGGAGAGGUUCGUGGACGUUGGGUUUCUGUGGUGGAGCUGCCUGCCUUGUUUGGAAAAGCUCAGGAGGAAGUGAUGGAGGAAUCAUUCAGGUGUAUCUCCCUCUGUGAUCCUGAGGGUGUCCACGCCUUCAUCCUGGUCCUACCUGUGGGUCCCCUCACUGAUGAAGACAAGGGAGAGUUACAGACCAUCCAGGACACAUUCAGCUCUAGAGUCAAUGACUUCACCAUGAUCCUGUUCACUGUGGACUCAGAUCCUACAGCUCCAGCUGUUGUAAACUUUGUAAGAGAGAACAAGGAUAUCCAGGAGCUCUGUCAAAGCUGUGGAGGAAGAUAUUUUGUUCUUAACAUUAAGGACAGGAAGAAGAUACCAGACCUGCUGGAGAGGGUGGAGAAGACUGUUUCUGACCGAAAGAAUCCAUACAGCUUUACACUUGUAACAUUAGCAUGUGGACAACUAGAGGAAAAAUCACAGCUACAGGCUGAACUGAAGGAGCUCAGAAGGACCACAAACAGAGAGGCAGAAAAAGAGCAGGGACCUGGGUGCCUCAGGAUCGUUCUUAUCGGGAAAACCGGUUGUGGAAAGAGCUCAUCAGGAAAUACAAUUUUGAAUAGAAAAGAGUUUGAGGCCAAGGCAGCUCAACAGUCAGUGACAAAAAAUUGUGAAAAAAGCGAGGGUGAAGUUGAUGGACGUUCUGUUGUUGUUGUUGACACCCCUGGUCUGUUUGAUGACACUUUGUCACAUGAGGAAGUUGGUGAAGAGAUGGCCAAAUGUAUAAGCCUCUUGGCUCCAGGUCCACAUGUGUUCCUGCUGGUGAUACAGAUUGGCAGAUUCACAGAUCAAGAAAAUGAGACAUUGAAACUUAUUAAGAAGGUUUUUGGUAAAGAUUCAGAAAAGUUCACUUUAAUUCUUUUCACUAAUGGAGAUGAUUUAGAAGAAGAAGAGAAGUCCAUGGAAGACUAUUUGAAAAAAGAUUGUCAGGAAUCAUGUAAAAAGUUGAUUGCUGACUGUGGAGGGAGAUACCAUGUGUUUAAUUACAGCAAAAAAAAGAAUCGCUCACAAGUUAGUAAGCUGAUCAAAAAGAUCGACGAAAUGGUAAAGGAAAAUGGUGGCAGCUUCUACACCAACGAGAUGCUGAAGGAGGCAGAGGCUGCAAUACAGAAAGAGAUGAAAAGAAUUCUUAAGGAGAAGGAAGAAGAGAUGAAAAAACUGAAGGAGGAACUUGAAGCAAAACAUCUGAAAGAAAAAGAAGAAAUCAAAAGAAGAAUGGAAGAACAGAGAGAACAAAUGGAGAAAGAAAGAAAACAGAAAGCUGAACUGCUUAAAGAAAUGGAGGACAACAUUGAGAAAGAGCGAAAGCAAAGAGAAAAAGAAAAGGAAAUCCGAGAAGAAGAAGAAGAGAAAAGAAAAGAGGAGGAAGAACACCAACAAAAACAGUGGGAAAAAGAACGGGAAGAUUUAGAAAGAAAAAUUCUGUCAGAAUCAACAGAAAAGGAGACGAUUGACAAAAAAUUGGAAGAGAUGAGAAAAGAGACAGAAAAAAAAAGAGAAGCCUGGGAGAAGGAAAAGAAGGAGUGGUGGGAAAAGAGACAGACAGAGGAUGAAGAGAGACGGCAAGAAGAACGCCAAAACCUGAAAAAGCUUCAAGAGAAUUUUGAGAGAGAACGAGACGAAUAUGAGAGAAAAAGAAAAGAAAAUGAUAAAAAGAGAGAGGAACAAGAGGAGAAAGAGAAAAAAGAAUUAGAGGAAAAAUAUAAGAAGAAAAUUGAUGAAAUGAAGAAGGAAUAUGAGUCAGAUGCCAGAAAGCAAGCAGAAGAAUUCAAUACAUUCAGAGAGAAAUACAAGGAAGAAUUUGAAGCUCUAAAUAAGAAACACGAUAAAGAAAUCAAUGAUCUGAAAAAAGCCAAUGAGGAAAAACUGCAGGCAAAAGAAAAGGCACAUAGUAAAGAAUAUAAACUGCUAAAGGAUCUCAAAACACAGACAGAGAAGUAUCUAAAAGCUGAUCUAUCAAGAAAGGACGAAGAUUUUAAGGAAAAAGAAAAACUUAACAAAGAAUUGGAAAGUCUGAGGAAAAAGCAAGAAGAAGAACUGGCAGCUUUGAAAGAAAAAUGGAAUGUCAAAUAUUGCCCCAUAAGCUAAUGAUGAUCCUUGGGAUCUGCAUAACCAGACAUGGUUUUUUAUAUUACGGCAGGCUGACUUCUUUUACGUAACUAAGUAUUAAGACUGUUAAACUGUUCAUAACAUUUUUUUAGCUAAAUUACAGCUGUGACUCUGCAGUGUGAGCUUGCUUCUCUUUUUAGGGAAAAAAAGUUGCAUGGGUUU
This is a messenger RNA of Cyprinodon tularosa, 2987 nucleotides long. RefSeq names its product GTPase IMAP family member 8-like. The record is from RefSeq and is a predicted model, not a curated record. Gene Ontology annotation, molecular function: GTP binding. Bases 84 to 2804 code for a protein of 906 amino acids. The transcript is spliced from 2 exons. Lineage: Eukaryota; Metazoa; Chordata; Actinopteri; Cyprinodontiformes; Cyprinodontidae.